Molecule: messenger RNA, 1542 nt
Organism: Nothobranchius furzeri (turquoise killifish)
Lineage: Eukaryota; Metazoa; Chordata; Actinopteri; Cyprinodontiformes; Nothobranchiidae
Gene: dkk1b
Product: dickkopf WNT signaling pathway inhibitor 1b
Biological process (GO): multicellular organism development; negative regulation of canonical Wnt signaling pathway
Cellular component (GO): extracellular region
Molecular function (GO): receptor antagonist activity; co-receptor binding
Source: RefSeq, a predicted model, not a curated record
AGGUCUGCGUGUAUAAAGAGAUCAUCCCGGGACUUGGAGUCAGGAGACAUCUCAGCAUCGCGCUGAAACUUUCUGGAAAACUUUAGGAUUCAAGAAUCAAGGCCGUUUUGGACUUAGAUUUUUUUCCCCUUCAGCAAAACGGAGAGGAUUUUUUUUAUUUUUCUGUGUUUUUGACAGAAUCAAGUAGGAAAAUGAUGCAGAUGCUGCUGGCGCACCGCUUCCUGGCUGUGUAUCUCACUCUGUUUGGAUGCUUUGGAGACGUUUACGCGGGCGCAGUACUGAUGAAUUCCAACUCCAUCAAAAACCUGCCCGGUGCUCCGGCUGGCAAGGGCGUUGAGGCUGUCAGUCCGAGUCCGCGCACCCCACCCUCCGGUGGCACGGGACUCAAAUUGCCCGUGGACACCUUGCAGCAGCCAGGUGUUUGCACGGAUAGUGAAGACUGCGGGGGGGAUGAGUUCUGCAACGAGGCUCGAGGUGUGUGUCUGCCCUGCCGUAAGAACCGGAAGCGCUGCUUGAGGGACUCCGUGUGUUGUGCAGGAAGUCGCUGCAGCAACGGUGUUUGUCAGACCAGCGACAUGCACGACUCUGAUGCAUCCAUCCCUGCUUUGCACAAACACAACACCACCAUGGAGCACCUAGGCAAGAGGCCCCCUGCUGCCCAUGGGUUUCAGCCUAGUGCUGUCAAAGGCCAAGAGGGUGACACGUGCCUAAGGUCGACAGACUGCUCCGAGGGCCUGUGCUGUGCCAGACACUUUUGGUCUCGCAUCUGUAAACCUGUGCUGACAGAGGGCCAGGUGUGCACACGCCACCGCAGGAAAGGCAACCACGGAUUGGAGCUAUUCCAGCGCUGUGACUGUGGCGAGGCCCUGGUGUGUCGACCGGAGAAGGGAGAGCGAGAUCCCAGUGUCAGCAGGACGGCGGGCCGGAACCUACACACCUGUCAGAGACGCUGAGGCCACCACACAGAUGCACACGCAGAGACAGAAACACACACGUCAAUAAAUCAGUGACAGACAACUGCAGACAUUGACAAAUAUGCCUUAGUCUUGUGUAUACCAAAGAUGCUGACACACACACACUCACACCAGGACACCUAAGACUGUUCUUUCCUGCCAAAGUAGCUGACACAAAUGCCUCAUCCGGAAGGAUGGAAAAAAAAAUCCAGGAAAAGCGAUACACCCUGAGGGAUGCAACAGAGUGAGAUGAACUUCUCCAGUUCCCCAUCGACAAACGAAGAGUCGGAAGUUAAGGAAGUGACGUUUCAGAAGUGUUUGGAGAAUCGAUUCAUGUUGUCAGCUGCGGCAGAGCUGUUUUGUUUCUCUUUUUAUGGAACUUCGAGCCACGGUUAUUGCAGUAAAUUACUGCACUGUAAAUAAUAUUCUGCUGGUGGCACAUUGAAUUUAGUCACCGCCAGUGUAAUAAAGACAUGGUGCUGCAUGAUUUUCUGUAAAUAUGUUAUAUAUAUUAUAUAUAUUGUUUUAUAAGAAAAUAUACAGAGAAAAUGUGAAUAUUUGUUUUAUUAAAUGUCUCAUCAUAACCUUA